Messenger RNA from Closterium sp. NIES-67, 653 nucleotides. NCBI's taxonomy places the organism in Eukaryota, Viridiplantae, Streptophyta, Zygnematophyceae, Desmidiales, Closteriaceae. The record is from the annotation of a GenBank genome assembly.
UAUUUCAACUUGCCCACACCAUCCAGAUUCCAGAUUCCAGAGAAAUUCACAGCACACCUUUCGUCAGAAAUUUCCCUCCGCACUGGAGACAGCCUAGGGAUCUCCUGCCUCUUAGAAUCUUCAGGGAACCCCAUUUCCACUUGCCUCUUCGAGUUUCUAGGGAACUCCGUUCUGCUGCUGCUAAUUUUGCUGCUGGAGCUUUUUCGAGCGACGGCAGAUUCUGGGUGCAACUUGGCCGGCAGAUUCUAAAGCUGGGGCAGCUGUUGCGUUCCUCUGCUCUCUCGUCGUGCUUGAGAUUGUUCGGACGAACAUAGUGCUCGCUUGUCCAUUCCUGGCAAUUUUCUCGUGCCACGUCUGACAGAUACUGCUGAAAUGGCCGCGAUGCUGGGUUCCACCCUGUGCUGCAGCAAACAAGCCGUGAGGGUUUUCCCGAGCUUGAAGCCCGCGUUAUCUGGAAAUUCCGUACAAGCUCUUCCCUCUCGUUACAGUCACAAACCUCGCCAGCUGUCAAGCUGCACCAAUCGCAGCCGGCGGCGGGUGGUUCUGGUGGAGGCAUCAUCCCCCAAUCCGUCCCAGAUCUCGUUUGCAACAGCCGUGGAGAGCCAGCCGACCCUCUUCCAGGCGAUCGACUUCAAGAAGCUCCAGAACGGAAG